AGAGAAAACAGUGGCCUGUUGCACAAUGGAAAUUCUACAUGGCAUUUUCCUUAUUUCGUGGAGCAUCAGUAUAUGCGGGUGUUCAUAACAGAUGGCUCAUGUGAUAUGGAAAUUGGAUAUCUUGAUCGGAAAUGUCAGAGACAAAAAAGAAUGUAAGGUUGCUGAGAUCUCUUCCAACUGAGUGGUACACCAAAGCCACAGCCAUGGAAGAAGGAAGAAACCUGGAAAACUACACUGUCCAGGGUCUUCUUGAUGAGCUCAGAACCUAUGAGCACGAGCUGAAGAAGAAGAAGGAAGAACAAGUCACUCCCUUCCCCACGGCACUGAUGACAACUCCAAGAGUCCCAUCAAGUGAAGGGACAUGUCCAAGAAGCUGUAACACACCUUCCUCCAGCCAGCCGUCAAGCUCAAAAAUGGAGAACUACGAUGAGGAAUUUGUCAUGAUGGUCAAGCAAUUCCGGAAGUUCAUAAAGUUCUUCAAGAAGGCUGACUCAGUCAGAAGGCCAACCAAGGGAAAGCCACAAGUAAGUGACUCCCCUCCUGAACCUUAUUUGUGUUAUAAUUGCAGAAAGCCUGGCCAUUGGAAGUCAGCAUGCCCGUACCCAAAGGUGGAAAAGUACGGAGAAAGAGAAAGGAACGAGAAGAAAAAGAAGGCAAUGGUAGCUGCUGAAAGUGAUGAGUCAUCCAGCUCAAGCUCGGAUGAAGAAGCCCUCGUCUGCAUGGAGCGCAGAGCUGAAAAGUCCAACCAUGAGGAUAGGUGGACUAUGUCAGAAGAUGACACUCUCUGCCUAAUGGCUAAAGAUGAUGCUGAUCAAGAGGUAACUUCACAAACCUCCUGCUCAUCUUCUUAUGAAAGCAUACCAACUUCUGAAAAUCUUUUUGACCAGUUCAAAAAGAUGAUGGUAUAUUUUGAGGAAAUAAAUCUCAAACAUUCUUCCUUAACAGAGGAGAACAAACUAUUGAGUGAAGAGAAUCUCAAGUUGACUAAAGGUCGGAAAAGUCAACUGGAUGAGAUUACUCAACUCAAGACUGAAAAUGAAUCUCUCUCUGAAAAGGUAAAAUCCCUUAACAAAGAACUAGGGAUACUUAAGUCCAAAGAAGCAGUGGAUAAGCUUCUUGAAACGACCAACCAUAAGGGUCGUGAAGGACUUGGGUUUGACCCCUCCAGUUCCAAAAGGAAAGGGAGAACAACUUUCAUCCCUCCUAAACCUACUGCCAAACCAAAUAAGCAGAAAGGAAAGGAAAAGGAGAAACCAACAGAAGUUCCCAAAAAGGUAGUCCCUCCUAAGAACCAUAGGAAGCUGGACAGACCUCAAAGAGGAAAUAAUUUCAGAAGAAAACCUUCUAACCCCCAUUAUACACGAGGCUAUACUCAUUAUGGGGUAGAUAGGAGUUUUCCAAGAAAUUCUGAGUGGAGAACUAUGCCAAGAUAUAGUCAUCCUCCACCCCAGAAAUUAUUUGUGCCACCUAAGUAUGCUUAUAACCGACACAGGCCACACUAUGCACAACCUAGACAAAAUCAUAGGUCUUAUCAACCUAGGUUUGCUAGGAGGAAACAGGAAAUUGCACCUCCUGCACGUAGGAAGUUUUAUGCCUACAACUAUGAUUACAAUCCCAACAAGUUUAGAGCUGCAAGGAAAAUUCCCUGCGACUUCAAACUUGAUGUAGGGACACAUACCAUUAACUACUCUGGACCCAAACUUAAUUGGGACAUGGCAUCUCUCAAGAACAUCUCCACAAAUGAAGUCAUUCUCACUGGGAAAAGAAUCAGAAACAUCUAUGAAGUGAUGUGGGACGAUGUCAAGGAAGCAUGUCUAAUCAGCAAAGGUGACACUAACCUUCUAUGGCUUUGGCAUAAGAGGUUGAGUCAUCUCAACUUCAAAACUAUCAACAAGCUGUCCAAAGAAGGGUUAGUAGAAGAGAAAAUGAAGGUUGUCGGAGCAAAUGUUCAUUUCCAGAAGUUAGAGGCCAAGUGCUCUUCAUCGACAUUCUUUCAAAGCUAUAUGGAGAUGAUAGCCGCUCAAGAACUCUCCGAAUUUCUUCAAAUGGAAAUUCGCCUCAAAUUCGAGGAAGAAGUUCUUGAAUUCUACAGGAAUGGAGAAGUCAAAACUGCUAAAUCAAAGAAGGACCCACAGAGGACGUUUCCAGUCAUCAAAUCAAUUGUGGGAGGAAUCAAAGUGAAGCUUUCGCAGAAGAAAUUGGGAGAAAAGCUUCACCUCCCCAAUUCUGGAGUUGAAGUUGGAAAACUUCCAGUCAAAAAUCUGGACUGGAAGGUCAUUGGAAUUUCUGGGCAAGUUCCUUCUGGCCCAGCGAAGAAAGCAGAUCUAAACAACGAUUACAAGUUGAUUUUAGAACUAGUCAUCGCCUGCCUCGAAUGUGGAAGUGGAGGUCACGCCGAUGACAUCACCCAGGAGAGAGCCUUCAUCAUCAACGCUCUCAUUACCAAAACUAAGGUAAACUGGGCUGCACACUUCUUCAAAUCAAUUUCAAGACAUCUGGGAAAGCACAACCAGAAUUAUCUUUGCCAAGGUCUGUAUGUUGGACACAUUUUGGAGUCUAUGGGUGCUGCUUCUAAAGGGAAGAAGUAUGAAACCAGAUAUUGGCUGUACUACCUAUCUUCCAAAGGAGAAAACAGAGCUGGCAUUAGUGCCACUGCAGAAGAAAGCUCAUCAGAUAACGUCCUGCUCAUCCAUAUGGCAAAGACUGCCAAAAGAAAGCAAGUGGUGUCUCCCUCCAUUAGUAUUGAAGCACCACAGAACCUUGCCUUGGCAUGUUUGGAAGAAGAACAAGAAGUCUCUGACCAUGGAGAACUUCAAAGGAAGAAGAAGAGGAAAAUCAACUCUCCAUCAACAUCUGGAAAUGUCAAUCCGGAUGAGUUGAAGGAGAAGGAAACUGCUGAGGAAACGUCUGUUCAAAACCGGAGCCCUCAACAGUUUGAAGAAGAAACUCCUCAAGUCCCAAGCCUUCCAACCCCCCCAUCUCAGCCUCAUACAGAUGAUGCUGACAACAAAUUCUGGCAGCUCUACUAUAAUUGGAGAGCUUGGAAAGUUGGAAAUUCAGAAGAGCAACUGUUGGAUUGGGACCAACAGCUGAAGAAUGAGAAGAUUAUCAAGAAGUGCUUAUGUAUUCCAGUCAACCAGAACUGUGAAGAUAUUUUGAAUGAUUACUGGGUAUGGCAAAAGAACCCAGAAGACCUGCAUAUGGAAUACCUGGCCAACACACCAGCUUCAGACUGUGAAGCAGAUGAUGAAGACACUGCAGUCUUCAAGCCAGUCUUCUCAAAAGCCACAGAAGAUCAAAUGGCUCUCACCUCUGAAGAAAUAGCUGGUUUGGAAGCAACAGCUGAGGAUUUCCCUAUCUUUCCGGAAACCUCACCUGCGUUUGAAGUGAUCUCCAAUCCUACUGAAACUGAGAUUCCGGAGAAGUCAGCAACAAUUCCAGAACAGUCAGAGCAAGCUGUUGAAGUGCAAAGGAACUCUGGAGAAGCUGAAAGGGAAACUCAAUUGGCAGAAGUGGAGGUUUGUCAAACUCCAGUAGCCAUUUUUGAAGAACAGAAUGCUGAUGAAGAAAGAGACUCCCUCUCUAGGGAUAUAUCAAAUUUUGAACUUGAUGAAGCUGAAGGUGAAUCUGAAAGAACCUUGAAGGUCACUGAUGAAGAAGAUGUACGAGAAGAUGCUGAAUCUCUUCCUUUGCAACUCUUCCAAAGGACAUCAUCUCCUCAUCAGAUCUAUCAAACGAAACGCCAACCGCUCCGCCAAGCAGAAUCUGCUGAAGCUGAAAACGGUCAACGGCGGAAGAUAUCACAAAAUCUCAAGACAAGACUUGGUUUAGGAAUUAUUGUAAUUUGAAUUGUAUUUGCUUAAGAGUUUUUGUUAACAAGCUGUAUAUUAUGAGAAACUAAAAGAAAGUUAUAAAAAUAGUUCUCAGUACAGCGACCGGAACUCUUAAACACUUGUUUGUCAUCAUCAAAAAGGGGGAAAUUGUUGGGAAAAAUAUAGAUUUUGAUGAUGAUGUAUUUAGAAUGUAUUAGGGACUUUAGGUCUCCCCCAAUAUUCAAUGUAAUUUUUCUUUUUAGAAAUAUUGUCAAAACCGAGCUCUUGAGAUUUCCAAUAAAACUGUGAUAUUUCUUUAAGCGUUUUGGUGCCUGAAGACUUAAUGAAAUUCAGUGAUAUGG
Messenger RNA from Cuscuta campestris, 4174 nucleotides. NCBI's taxonomy places the organism in Eukaryota, Viridiplantae, Streptophyta, Magnoliopsida, Solanales, Convolvulaceae. The record is from the annotation of a GenBank genome assembly.